AUGACGUUGAAAAUUGUGGGAGCAAGUCUCUUCAUAUUGGCCGUUACGCUCGUUUUCCGUCUCCUGCAAUUGCUGCCGGCCCACUUCAGGAUCCAAUGGAAGGAUACGCUCUCUAGACAAUAUGCUGCGACGCUCCAUUUCCUCGCUGAUGACCUGCAAGAAUCUUGUCCGGCCAUUUCACACCAAUAUCACCACGACAUCCAUGGUGAUGAGUUGUGGCAGACAAAGGAAUCGGUUCAUCAGAAGCACUGGAUGUCCAGUGCGCUCGAUAUCAAUGUAUUCCGCGUGCCGUCACCCUCUCCAGCAUGUGGAGAAUCGAAAACAUACUCACGCCCCAACACCCUGUUGAACUCUUUAAUAUACCCCUACAACCGCUGGCGCACCGAACACCAGAAACGAAAAGAACACUCACUUCCAUACUCCAAAGUCCCUCGAUCAGAAAAUCCUUCCCAAAAAACACGGACAAAUCCACCGCAACAUAUCAAUUUCUACCGUGUUAACAGCGGUAGCGACACCAAUAAUAAUCCAAACCUGUCAACCCGUCUAGAAACAUCACUCAACUCAAAGCCACUCUCCGACCCAUCAACGGCAGACCGUUUCUCCUCGCCAGAUAUCAAAAGUGCCCCACGGCCCGUCUAUCCAUCCAGCCUAGGGCAAGAUCAACUAUAUCCUCUGUACAAGUCGAACAACGCUUCCUCCAUCCCUUCUACGCGAAUCGACUGA
This is a messenger RNA of Paracoccidioides brasiliensis Pb18, 723 nucleotides long. RefSeq lists its product as uncharacterized. The transcript is spliced from 2 exons. The record is from RefSeq and is a predicted model, not a curated record. Bases 1 to 723 code for a protein of 240 amino acids.